AUUAAUUUUUUUAGGUCACGUCUCCCAGCUAGCUGUAUCUGUGUCGUGCGUCGUAGAAGAUCUACCAAGGUCCAGUAGGCAUUACACUUCUGGUCUAGCUGUGGCACAGUGUGGGUCGGAUUGCGGACUAGUUGUCCGACAUUUGCAUCGGCCGGGAUCGGGCGAAGCGCUGAAGGCCUGUAAAGGAGCGGCGCAAAUGACCCUCUGCUUCCGGCCGACUCGCGAGGAGUGAGGCUAUUAUUCUACGCAGCGCGGACGCUGUGUUACACGAUCUCCACCUAAACGCGUAACGUCGUUAUUACCGCAGGUGCGCAGCUGGUGUGGAUUAGCGCAAGAUCAAGAAGGGAAUGAACUCAAGAGGAUCAAUGGAGAGGGAGACGGUGGCCAACAGCGAGCUGCUCUACAAGCAGCAGACUCGAUUCGGACAGACGUACAAGCAGUACUUUUUCCGCUUUGUGAAGCCACCGGCAAGCGGCGGUUGCUACGCGCUACAGUACUCACACAGGAACAAGCUGGCGGAGAUCAAGCUGGAUAAUGUGCUGUCGGUGGACAGCCGGCAUGCCAAGAGCCAGGACUAUGCGUUCGUCAUCCACUGUCUGGAUUCCAAGUACCAGUUCGCCUGCACCAGCCUGAAUGACAUGGAGCGAUGGCUCGGUACGCUGCGCAAGGAGCUGUUGGCAGCACCGGUUGUGGCCAAGCCCGGCAAAGAUGUGGUCGGUGUGGAGAUUGACCCCACGGCGCUGUCGCGACACUUGCAGCUCGGUGGUCUCUACCUACUCGAAGUGACGCAGUCGGACAUCAUCCUGUGGCUGCCACGCUCGCGCAAGGAAACCAUCCGCUGGUCUCUUGGCUGCAUCCACAGCCUGGAUCACCUGAAGCCGCAAGGAGCACAGCUGCAGAGUAUUAUCAUCGAACUCAACGAGUUGAGUGCAACGGGCCAAGGCACGCUGAUAUUCAAGACCGAAGAUGGACAGGACCUGGUGGACCUGGUGGAAAAGUACACCGGCAAGAAGGUUCAAGGUCUGGCGGCGACGCUGCAGAAUCGAAAGUCCGUACGGAAACGCACGUCGUCGCAGGAGAACCUGCGCAACAUGCGCGGCAUGGAUCCCAUAUUCGAGGGAAGUUCCCGCACCGUCCCCGGUAUGCCCUCAAGUGCACUGCGCAGGAGAGGAUCAGGAGGCAGGAAAGGUAGUGGAAGUUUCCGUCGCUACGGAUCAGAGAGUUUCUUCUCAGAUCAUCGUUCGGCUGGAAUUCCGCCUCUACCCCGGAGACCUGACGAACCCUUAGGAGCACAGCAGCGAACUGACGGGCUCAAGCCAGUCAUGCUACCAGCGACGUUUGGCCAGGCUGGCUCACCACCGACCUCCCACUCUCCGUCAUCUCCUCGUGCCAGAAAGGCGGUGCAGCUGGGCUUCAGUCUGUCGGUGUCACCGCCUGCUGCCAAUACGACGACACGGGACAUCACCAACGAAUGCUCUAGCAUACCCCCACUGCCACCGCGCAACCCAGACCGCUCACUUUCCCUGUCAUCUACUGCAUCUGCUGGCUCGGGGUCUGCGUUUGGCAUGAUUGAGCCGGAUGAGUGCCCCACGCCACCAUCAGCAAGAAUGGGCAGGUAUGGAUCUUGGGAUGGUGGUUCCGAAUCAUCUGGUCUGAGUCCUAUGGGUCUAUCGAGUGGCACGCCGCCGAUCAACCGCUGCGCCUCGCCUAUCUUUCCGCCUCUUCAAAACCCGCCAUCGUUGCCACCUCGCCCGGCGUCCCCUAGUCCACAGCGAGCUAAUACUAAUCUUCCGCCGGCUAUUCCUCCAAGACCGGACCUGUGUGCAACCGACUCGGUAAAUGGCAGAGGGCCGCAAGGCAUUGCCACACUGGCAACGUCUCCUCUUCGUUCUCUGCCAUCACACAUGCCACCACCGGUAUCACCGCGGAGUGCAGCAUCACUUCCCGUGAACCACUCCUCCAUACAUGGCGGGAGUUCGCCUCUCUUUCCCCGGCAGAGCUACGAAAACACGAAUUUGCCAUCGCGCUUGAGGUAACGGCGACGGCUUGCUGAAUGCUACUACUUUGCUCACUCAUGGGUAGUGAAUGGUCUUCACUUUGCCCUGGUGCUGGCUAGGUACAUGCAAGAAGAGAUGAACGCCUUGCUCAUUCCGAGCUCAGAGACAUUCCAGUCGUGAGUGAUAGCUGUGUAAGACACUUCAGCUGGUGCUGAUCUUGAUUCGCUAACCGUCUCUGAGUUGCAGAGGAGGGUCACUAGGAAGGACUACCGUUUCUGAGAUGCCAAUGCGUUCAGAGCUGCAUUCGUGCUGCUUGCAGUGCAGUGCACAUUGCAUGCCUUCCAUCACCUGCCUCCACUGAGCCUCAAGUAUAAAUAGACACAUAUCUAUAGCAACUUGACUUCUAAUUUUAAUAUAUCAAUUGCUACACAAAUUUGAAUUUGCUGCAGUUUCUUUCUUAGCAUUCUCCACACAGAUGGCAGCGUAUUUUACAGAUUGUUAUUUUCACUUGAAUGCUAGCAGAUACUGCCAGCUUGCUUAGUUAUUUCUUUCAGGAUGUUUACUUUCCUUUUUGUCAAUGCAAGACAAUGCUAACCUUCAGUCCCGAGGAUGUCACGCGACGUGCACCUCGCUAUAA
Messenger RNA from Sycon ciliatum, 2634 nucleotides. RefSeq lists its product as uncharacterized. Gene Ontology annotation, cellular component: cytoplasm. The record is from RefSeq and is a predicted model, not a curated record. The coding region runs from base 348 to 2036 and encodes 562 amino acids. The transcript is spliced from 12 exons. Gene Ontology annotation, biological process: cell surface receptor protein tyrosine kinase signaling pathway. NCBI's taxonomy places the organism in Eukaryota, Metazoa, Porifera, Calcarea, Leucosolenida, Sycettidae.